GGACACGAGAAAAAUAGAUUAUAGUUUGGACUAAGUAACAUUUCUAUUUUUAAAUUUAAGAAGAUUAAACCCUUUUUACUUCUUUGAGAAACAAAAAAUUGAAUGCUACUGAAGAAAUUGCCUCCAGGAUGAGGAUGAGCGUGGGAAAGAGGAGGAUGCUCUACAUCUGGCUCCUGCUCAUCAGCCUCGGCUUAGUUAUGGUUGGGCUCUCUGAUCUAUUUCACCAAGAUCUGAUCCUUAAAAAACCAGGUUCCCUUCCUCAUCUUACCAGAAUACUUAGUCCAGGAGAUUUGGAGAUCCUGGUGGAAUCCCACGCCGCCGCCUCAGAGCUUGGGCUUACAUUGGCUCCAUUCAAAUCCUUUCAAGAGGAGCAGCUGCUGCUGGUGCCAUCCACAAUAAACUCAUCUAAGAGGAGGCAGAAUAAGGAGGCGGUUCUGCAUGGAGCGACAGAGAACACCGCUGGACUCAGACCACAGAGACACAGGGGAAAGGGAGAUGGUGUCCGGCGCUAUCUGGAGGGUUUACAAGGAGAUGGACAGAAAGCUUCCAUGCACCAACAAGGGGUCAGUGAGGGACUCCGAGACAGGAUUUCCCUCCAUCGCAGUCUGCCGGAGAUGCGUCAUCCUGAGUGUUUGGGAGAGCAGUACAGUGAGUCUCUGCCAAAAGCCAGUGUAGUUAUCUGCAUCCAUGACGACUCCUGGGCCGCACUCCUGCGCACCGUGCACAGUGUUCUCGAAACCACACCUCGGGCAUAUCUGCAGGAGGUCCUGGUGGUGGAUGAUCAGAUCCUACAGGGCAGUCAGUGGAGCCCAGCUUUAGGUGGAGAGGUGUUGGCCAUUAACAGAGAGUUUUUCCAAACUCUGGGAGCCUAUGAUCCAAAGAUACUGCAGUGGGGCCCCGGACAAACGGAGUUCUCAAUCAGGGUGUGGUCCUGUGGGGGCUCCAUGGAGGUGGUUCCUUGCUCCCGUGUGGCCCACUUAAUUCGCAAAGAUCUGCAAAGCAAUGUUCCUGACCCUGAUGUUAUUCAGAGAAGCAAGAUCCAAGUUGCUGAUACCUGGAUGGACACUUUUUUUAGGAAGAUCUUCUACCGGAGGGACACGCUUGCUCAUUUCAUCAGGCAGUCUGAGAGGCCGAAUAUCACUGAGCGUCUGCAGCUGAAGAGGACUUUAGGUUGUAGGAGCUUCCGUUGGUUUCUAUCUACAGUCUUUCCUCAGCUCUACAUCCCUCAGGACAGGGCUGGACUGUCAGGCGAGCUAUACAAUGUGGGUACAGGCAGCUGUUUGGAUUAUACCACUGGGGAAGAGCAGCAGGGUGGAGCCAUGAAGAUAGCACCAUGCAGUGGAACAGGCAGCCAGCACUGCGAGCUAAACUCAAAUGGUGAAUUGCGAUGGGGGGCCAUGGGAUCCUUGUGUUCGGAUGUCAAAGGAGACAGGGUGGUCCUCUCUCAAUGCCCUGCUCAACGAUCUACAAAGAGCACACUGCAGUGGAAGUUUAAUAAGGUUACCUUCCAGCUUAUUCACCAAAAGUCUCAGUUGUGUGUAGAGGCUUUGGAAGAUGGAGGAACUGGUACCACGCCCAGUUUAGGAGGUGUGUUUCUUCGGCAGUGUUCAUAUCAUCCCAGACAACAGUGGCACUUUGAGCAACCUGUCGCUCCUUAAGGGAACCGAGGCACAAAGUCCAGGAGGUUCUCCAUGUGUAGAAGAUGUUAAACCUUGACACACCUGCCUGCAUUGGUGUACUGUGAAUGUUAAAAGCUGCAAGUAUUUUAAUACCUCUCUACAUCACUUUUAU
This is a messenger RNA of Cyprinodon variegatus (sheepshead minnow), 1791 nucleotides long. It is a transcript of the gene galnt15, whose product is annotated as polypeptide N-acetylgalactosaminyltransferase 15. Gene Ontology annotation, cellular component: Golgi apparatus. The record is from RefSeq and is a predicted model, not a curated record. The transcript has 9 exons. NCBI's taxonomy places the organism in Eukaryota, Metazoa, Chordata, Actinopteri, Cyprinodontiformes, Cyprinodontidae. The coding region runs from base 129 to 1658 and encodes 509 amino acids.